CAAGGACAGUCGUCGGUCGCCGCCCAUAGUAGAUCAGAACAAUUUACUUCGAGCGGGACUCCACAUAAGUCAACUUUCUGUGUCUCUCGAAUCGUCUGUUCAAGAGUGUUCGUUUUGAAGAAACACUGAGACUGACUUAGUUAGUUAGUGAGCCGGUAGCAUUCUUAUUGUUUAUCUGUCAUCGUCGCCUUAAGGUUUUUAUCUGAAAGUGAACGAGCAGACUUAUCGAGGAAAGUUUCUCUCUGAGUGUUUUGUUUUUCUAAGUGUUUUUGUAAACCAUGGCGUGUGAAGGAAACGGCAUGUCAGACCAGAGGAUAGGAGAAGCCCUCAUCAAAGAGGUCAUAGAGGAGGAGCUGAAGGACGUGCCCCCAGAGGAUAUCCCACCUCUCACCCCAACUGUUAGACAGCAAAUAAAGAGUGAGCAGGAGCAGAAGAUGGUGACCCAGUUGGGCAAAAUGAUCCGCAUCAUUGGCGACAGAGUUAAAGAUGACCAGGAGUUCCAAGAGUGUCUCUGUCCUCUAUCUCUCUUUUCUAGUGCAAUAGAUGGGGUGGCUUGUUGUCCUGGCUCUAGGUGGGACAGAUUUAAGGAGGUGGCAGACAAAGUGUUCGAACACGGGAUCACCUGGGAGAGGAUUGCUGUGCUCUUCUAUGUCGCCGGCAAGCUGGCUGUCAAGAUGGUGGAGGCUCACCUUCCUCAGUCAGUGAGGGAAAUCCUGGUUUGGACUGUGGAUUUUUUCCGAAACAAUCUACUGGGAUGGAUUCGCGAACAUGGAGGAUGGAUCAACAGUUUCUCUGAGCUGGCGGUGGUGCCCAUGCACGGCGUGUCAUCAAUCAGCUCCCACAGCUACGGCCUCGUCCUUAUCUUCAUUGCUGGCCUGGCUAUAGGAAGCCUCAUCACCUGGAGAAUGACCAGGCAGCUCUGAGGCGUACAUACACACACACACACACACACACACACACACACACACACACAGAGGCACACAUAUACUCCAGACCAGCAAAUUUCUGGGCAUUUACCAAAUAGGUGGUGUUUGUCUUAACCAUAUUAUGUUUACCAGAGGGUUUAUUAUUCAGGGUUGUCAUGUAAUUUCCCAAACCCUCUCACGCACUCUACAUUUUUAUUCUCUCUUAUGUAUGCAAACGUAAGCACAGCGCACUGUACCAUGCAAAACACAUUAUGUAAUAUAGGUUGACCCAGGAGUCAUUAUGAAACAGAAACCCAAAGUGCCAAUUUUAGCUUCAUUAAGGCUUCUUGUUUGGUGGCAGUAACUUACUCGUCCAUAUUUGUGUGACCAUCCUCAUAUACGUGUGUCAUAAAUAUUCCACCAACAGCUGCCACUGAGAAGGACUGAUAAUGUAUUUUUGUUAGGGAGUAAAAAAAAAAUAUAAAUAUCAAUAUAUCGGCCAAUGUACUUUAACCGCAACCUGAAUAUAUACAGAAUAUCUAUAUAAAAGCCACUAUUGCCCAAUAAAAUGGGCUGAGCCAUGUAUUGGUUGGGUUCUCAUCCCAUUUCCCUUAUUUGAUCACUUCCUGAUUCUUGCAUGAGCCAGCUGAUUCUUGUCUGGUCGGUUGUCAAGAAGAACAUUUAAAUUUUUUGCUCUGAGGAGAAAUUAGGGAAACCUUCUCGCAGGGGAUGUGGACUACUGACACCUGCAAGGCCGCGGCUCUCAUGACUGCCUGAAACCACACACUUUCAGAAAUAUUCUUACACAUGUAUACUUAAGUUCAACAUUAUUUUAUCACGAGUAAAUACAAAACCGUUUAUCAUUUCUGCAUUAAGGAUCAGCAUUUAACAGUUUUCUCCCUCAUUCUUGUGUGUCUGACUCCCAAGUUAUCAAUAAUAACAUGCAUGCUGCCAGAUUAGCUCAGUAGCCAUAGAGCCUGCUAAAGCCUUGCAGAUCAUAGUGGUGCACUGAAAAUCUCCAUCUCUCAAAAGUCUUAUGUCAAAUAAAGACACCCCUUUAUUGGAAAUCUGUUAUAAACUGGACAUUAAAAUAUCAUAAGUCCUCCAUUUAGAUAAGGAAAAUGGGGGGGGGGGGGGGGGUAAAUGACCUCAGGAAUAGAAAUAGGGAGCAAUCCAUCUUAAAGAAAGACAGACAAAGGAUGCCAUGUGUACAGAGCAGACCAGCAAAAUUACAGCAUGAACAAUCAUGCACAUGCAAGGCCUGAAGUAAUCAAAUAAUAAGCGUGUAAGUGAAGAUGAAAAGAUGAGCAUUUUUGAGUUUGGAUCUAAAUGCUACCACACUAUAAUGCAACACUUAACCACAUACAUACUGGUACAAAUAACAGAAACUCAGGUAUCAUAUCACAUGGUUACAUUUCAUUCCUUUCCAAUGUGGGCUUCCAUUUAGUUGACAAACAGUAAAUCUGUGUUAACUGUAAGCCUGAUUAACAAAAGACAGUCAUUAAAUGUCUUAUCUAAUCCUGUAUCAUGGAUAAUAUUAUGGUCAGAGACGGUAGUCAUCAAUAAACAUGUUCACUAUUGUCUAUAGGUGUCAUUUCCAGUCACAUAUGGUACUGAACACAGCACAGCAGGUAGAAACUGAUGUCAGAUAUAUUUACAUAGUUUUGAUGUCAGCUGAUCAGACAUUCUCAUCCUAACCUGGAUUUUUAAAUACUGAACUCGCAGAUUGAAUAUCAACAAAUCAUGCACAUAAACACACAGUGACUUCUGUUUUAGUUGCCGGUGUACUGAAGAGUUUUAGUGUAAAAUGAAAGGAUAGUGCCAAAUGUGAUUUCAUGUGUUCAUGGACAGAAUGGCAGAUGAAGCAUUUGAUCAGGGCUGCCCUAAGUGGAGCCUGUGUGUCAACGUUUUCCCCCCACUGAUGUUUCUAAAAUUCAUUUUUAAAAAUUUUAAUAUAAAUUGUAUAUAUUUUUUGUCAUGUCUAAAUGCAAUAUAUAGAAUCCGUAUUGAUUAAUGAUUUUUUUAAAUAAUCUGAACACAGUGGGCAGUGGGACCCUUUUGUAUUUUGUACGGGAAGACUUGGGAUCAGAGUGUUAUUUUGUAUUUAAACGAUACUGUGCAAAAGUUGCUUGAAUUUGGCCAGUGGCCCUCCAGGGGAAAAAAAAUUAUAUAUAUAUAUAUUUUUGUGUUCUGCUGAUGUUGAAUAUCCCCACCAGCAGCCUAUUGAUGAAUUUUCCUCCCAGUAAAAUGUCUCAUGUGCGCUGAGUGUCUGAACAGUUUCAUAUUUAUCUUCGAUUUUAUUUUAAACCUGCAUUACUUCUAGUCUUUGAAAGGUGUCUUAUGAACAGGAAGUGAAUGAAUUUCUACCUACAACCUCUGCAUUCCUCUGUUUACACUUAGAGAGGUUUACAGUUUAUUUGCACAAAAAGUGAUGUUGAGGAUUUCCUUGUCUUGACAGGAGAAUCUCUGCCCUGUCAGUGUAACUUUGCAAUAUAUGAUGUGUAUUGUAGAUCAAGUAAUGGAAUGUUAAAUCCGUGUUUUCUCCAGUUGUUGCCUUUACCUUUGGUUGAAUGAAUACUUUUCACCAAAGAUGGAGGAAAAUUGAAAUACAAUACAAAUGUGGAGAUCAUUAAGAAACAGUGUCUCAUUACUGAGUUUGUCCACCAAAGAGUUGACUUUUAUACUAUAAAAUGUCCCACUCACUGUUCACUAUUCAAUUAAAGGGAUUCUUCCAUCA
This is a messenger RNA of Scatophagus argus, 3642 nucleotides long. RefSeq names its product apoptosis regulator BAX-like. Lineage: Eukaryota; Metazoa; Chordata; Actinopteri; Scatophagidae. The transcript is spliced from 6 exons. Gene Ontology annotation, biological process: mitochondrial fusion; positive regulation of apoptotic process; release of cytochrome c from mitochondria. Gene Ontology annotation, molecular function: channel activity; protein heterodimerization activity; protein homodimerization activity. Gene Ontology annotation, cellular component: mitochondrial outer membrane. The record is from RefSeq and is a predicted model, not a curated record. The coding region runs from base 279 to 923 and encodes 214 amino acids.